GCACGCGCAGUCGGUUAGGCAGAGCAGUGUCAUGGCGCGACAACAAUGAGUGCCGAGAGUGUGCUCCUCGCCGACGAAUCCAGCACGAAAGACAGUAUGUGGGGCGGAUUCCGCUGUAACAGGGCUUUCGUGGUACUCUUCCUGCUAAAUGUGAUUGCAUUCCAAACUAUCGUAUAUUACCAGGAACAUAAGAAAUGGCAGGAGAUAAGGUCGAAAUUGGAGCCGGUGAUAUCAGACCUGCGGGAUGUUCAGGGGCUGACGUACAGUCUGCUGAAGCGGCUGGAAGCACACGGUCUCUUCGUCGAGGACAUUCGUGGAAAGACUGAUGACAAUCGUCCUGUGAUUUACGCCAUCACACCCACGUUCGCCAGGCCCGUGCAGAAAGCUGAGCUCACGCGCUUAGCGCAGACGUUUCUUCACGUACCCAACUUCCACUGGAUCGUCGUGGAGGACGCGCCGCAGAAAACGAGCCUGGUCACUCGCUUCCUGGAGACCAGUGGCUUGAUUUACACUCACUUAUCCGCAGCGACUCCACCAAACUACAAGCUCGGCAGGAACGAUCCGAACUGGAAGAAACCGCGCGGGGUCGAGCAACGAAACGCGGCGCUAGGCUGGCUCAGGGAAAACCUCAAACCGUCCAACAAAGGCGUUGUCUACUUCGCCGACGAUGACAAUACUUAUUCCAUCAAGCUCUUCCGUGAGAUGGAGAAAAUACAAAGAGUCGGCGUGUGGCCAGUCGGCCUAGUCGGUGGCCUAAUGGUGGAGAAGCCUAUUUGUGAUAACGCUACUAAUAAGGUGAUCGGUUUCAAUGCAGCGUGGAAACCGGAUCGGCCGUUCCCGCUCGACAUGGCCGGUUUCGCCAUUAAUCUUAAGCUACUACUUGAACACGAAGAUGCCUGGUUUUCGUACGACGUGCAAGGUGGUUAUCAAGAGAGCGAGAUACUCAGGCAAAUAGUCACGAGGGAUCAGUUGGAGCCGCUGGCGGACUGUUGCACGAAGGUGUAUGUGUGGCACACACGAACGGAACCGCCACAGCUGAAGGUCGAGCAGAUAUUAAUUAAGAAAGGUAAGCGUUCCAAUGUCGGCAUCGAGGUAUGAAAGAGUUGGUCAUCACCGCUGUGCGGGACAACACCGGACCUUGCUGAUUUCACGGAAACUCAGUGGUUCAUUAGAUAAUAAUUACGAUAAGUUCAAAUGCUUUCUUCAUUGGGUCCUACGUAUACACAGAUGCGCAGAUGUAGAAUGCAGUGCUAUACUCUAUAGCUUGUAGUGUUGAAGCCGAAGUUGAACAAUUGUAGUGACUUAUCAGAAUCUCAAAGAAUUAUGUGAUAUUGCUGCGUGCUUUUGGCACACAUACACAUGGGCUGGCCAAUUUUAUAUGCCGCAGCCACAGACGACAAUCGUCGUUUCGUGAGAACAAGCCAACGACUGUUUGCCAUUCGUAUGAUCAAUACGAGCAACCUCGUAAUAUCAUGUUCAUAUCGUUUUAUAAAAAUGUAUCUACGAUUAUUGUAAUAAAUUUUGAGGAAAAAC
Ooceraea biroi (clonal raider ant) is the source of this 1533-nucleotide messenger RNA. It is a transcript of the gene GlcAT-I, whose product is annotated as Glucuronyltransferase I. The record is from RefSeq and is a predicted model, not a curated record. Gene Ontology annotation, biological process: carbohydrate metabolic process; chondroitin sulfate proteoglycan biosynthetic process. Gene Ontology annotation, molecular function: galactosylgalactosylxylosylprotein 3-beta-glucuronosyltransferase activity. Gene Ontology annotation, cellular component: Golgi membrane. NCBI's taxonomy places the organism in Eukaryota, Metazoa, Arthropoda, Insecta, Hymenoptera, Formicidae.